Striga asiatica is the source of this 390-nucleotide messenger RNA. Lineage: Eukaryota; Viridiplantae; Streptophyta; Magnoliopsida; Lamiales; Orobanchaceae. The record is from the annotation of a GenBank genome assembly.
AUGGCGAAUGCGAGCUUUAAUAUACUUCGACCCCAAACUGCCUAUUCGAGCCUCAGAGGACCAAAUCCUCCGACAAGAGUCGAGAUUGACACGUCGCUACCGGUCGAGUCCGUGAAGGAGGCGUCAAGCCACUUCGACCGUGAGAUUCGUGCAUGUAAGCUCAUCAGAUUAUGGGUUUCAGAAGGGUGUCUAAAACCAAUCGGUGGAAAACGUUUGGCAGAAGAAUACCUACAGGACCUUGUGGACAGGAACCUUAUGACCACUGCUAUUGCUCUUGAAGACGCAAGAAAGGAGGUGAAAAUGUUGCAAGCUUUGACACGACACAACAAUUUGAUCCAGUUUUAUGAUGCUUUUGAAGACCACGACACUGUCUACAUUGCGAUGGAGUAA